AUAGUUUGGUGAUUAUGGAGUAUGACUCUGCAUCGAACUGUGAAGGUCGUCUGAGAGAUUUGGAAGCUUCAGAAGAUCAGCCGCAUUUAAGAGAAGUACAAAAGCUCGAACGUUCAACCUGUACUACAAGUACUGCACCAUGGCAGCCUCUACAAGUUGUGGUACCACAACCAAAGCUCAAACCAGGGGCAACAACAAACAAGAGUCUUUCCUCCCAGGUGAUGGAGUAUUAUAACAAAUAUUCUCAGAAUGCAAACUUGGACCAGUAUUUUUCAUUACCUACAGCCAGUACAUCACCGGAAGCAAUUAACUGUUACUAUAGUAUAUAUGAAGUGAAUCCUAAACUAGAGGCUAACAGACAAGAUUGUAUAGGAGAAGAGUAUAAUUUAAGAUCUUAUGUACCUAGAGAAAGAAGAAGAUGGGUAAGGCCACCACUUAUCGGCCAAUCUUCCAAUACAGAAUCAUCCUCUAGGUAUGUUCAACCAUUGUCAAAUUCUGUAUCUCCAUCACCUGAUUUAAAAGGUAUCACACCAGAGGUAAUUUUAGAAGAGAAGAACGAAAGUCAAGAGAUACUGACAGAGAGUGCAGAAAGGAAAAUAUCUUCUCCAACAUCUAGCAUCGCUUCUCACAAGCCGCUUGAAUGGGACAGUGGAGCAGAUGUUGGUUACUUCAAUCUAUUACCUAACAGUAAACAGAGUGACAAAAAAUUAAGUACAAUUGAACGCAUGGCUUUAGCUAGAGGUUGUUCUGCUGCUCUAAGAUUAGAUCCUGAAGGUACCACAGAGUCAGGAAUCACCGGCAAACUUGCAGGAGUUCAGAAGAAUUCAAGCACAUCUAUGACUCCAGAUGCUAAUUCCACUUCUUUGCUUGGGAAUGCGUCAGGGUCAGAAAGUGAGAUAGAAAUUACUCCGAUUGUGAAGAAUCAUAUACCAGGAAUAAUAGCAGGUAAUGGUAUAAAGUCCAUUGAAAGAUCCCUGCCCAGAGAUCUUAAGCAGCAAGAAAUUUUCGCGCAGUAUUCAAAGAAAGAGCACAAUCAUGACACCCUUAAAUCGACGUUCGCGUCUAAGAUACCUUUUGCAAAGCUCUCGACCGAGGUAAGGAAAAUACCGUGCAAACCGAACACGAACAAAGACAAUAUAUGCCCUCCCACGUCGCCUUUAAAAAAGAGUACAUCGAUGAAUACGUUAGUUCUGCCGCCUUCUAAAUUAACGUUAAAAAGAAGUCAGAGUGAGUUGAAUUUAUACGCUAGGGAUAAAAGCAGGGCUGCGUUGCCUCUAAUUUUUAACUCUUCGUCCUCGAUCGCCACUAUUGUAAAUAAACCUUCAACUUGUGAUAAAGUAAUACAGACGAGUCUGUAUGCUUGCGCUCAAGAAUCCGUGGGCGUUCAAGUCUCUGUUUCAGAGGAGGAGGAGAAGCCACCGUUACCAAAGAGAGGAACUAGUUUGCAAAAGGUUCUGGCAUUGAUCUCGAGGAAUCCAAAAGGAACGUACAAAGUUCAGAAUUCGAGGAAGCAGGAAGCCAAUGAACCGCGCGACAAAGAAGCCAAACCGCGGCACAAUUAUUCGGAACCGGUGCAGAAUGGCUCUUCGGCGCGAACGCCUCAGCCUGACGACGUGGAGGAUACAACGGGCAGAGCGAACAGUUUCGAGUAUUUUCCUGGUCACGUAUACGAGAACGUGCCUAACGGAAGUGGUAGUCACAUCUCGUCUACCGACACAGGAAGAUCUCGUUCCACUCUACCGAACACGAGCUCCAGUAUUAACGAGAAAUUAUGGGGAGACUCGGACAGCCUGGUGAGGGAUCUAGAACGAAGCGUAAAUAUCUUGAAGAGUCUCGUCGACGCGAACAAAUACGACAAGGAAGUUAAGAAAAGACUGAUACAUCACGUAGUGAAGAGACUAAUCACCGCAAAGUACACCGACGAUAAAAUUGAGCACAAUCUGGAGGAUAACGUUCCGUGGAACCCGGACGACGCCAGGAACAAAGUUUACGGAAGGGAGAUACUUGAGGCUUUAACGAAGAAACAGAAUACCAGCGAUUCCUCGAGAGAUUGGAAUCCACAGAAGGGAGUAGCGCGAGGAAAGUCGACGAGAAACAGCAGGGGUAUCUUGAAAGACGUUGCUCUGGGAAGCAGCAGCGAUAAAUUGGAUAAGAACACGGAUAGAACGGAGACUGACGGUAGGAAAGCGAGGAUGGGUCUUCGAUCGGACGAUUGUCACAGGGGUAGCAACACUACGAUUGAGAAAAGCGAAAGUUCGGAAUGUUUUGUUCCACAGAGAAGUAGUCGUAAGGGAAACAAAGUACAGGAUAUAUUUUGCACUAAAGAAAGAUGUAAAAUUUCACAGGGCGAUUCGACGACGACGAAUAGCACUCCGCCUGAUCAUAACAGGAUGCUGCUGGACGCGGUUGUUAACAACAGAAGAACAAGAGUUCGUUCCAGUGACAACUCUGGGGAACAAGCUGAUUGGAGACUUCUCACCACGUUCUCAGAGAGACAAUUCGAGCUGAAGAAAUGCGGCAAUUCCGAUUCCGGGGAUUCGAAGCUGGUCAGUUACGCUGAAAUGGAGAAGAGGAAUCAGUUGAUUUGGAUCACGAACGAAAUCAGCCACUUGUGCAACCUGAAGAAGCUACUGGAGGAACCACGAAGACCUGAAAGAUCGCGAGCAUCACCGAAGAAGUCGAGAUCGGGGAACUUCAAGUCGAAAGAAGAGGAUUAUUUGCAGAGGAAUGGAUCAGACAUGAGAAUGAAUUCGGUAGAGGAACCGUGGUCGUCUCAUUGCAAUUUAGCAGCUUGUCAACUGUCCAGCAGAUCUAACAGCAUCAUUCAACGGAUCAAAAAACGAAACAGCUGUGCACAAACUGCAACGAACGUGACUGGUGCUCACUCGAAGACUGGCGGUGAGAUAGUAUCUGCGUCGAACAUCCAGAAUUCGACGAUGAAAUUGGUCAGUACCGGAGUGCAGACUGUUCCUCAGGAAAUGUCCACGAUUCCAGCUCUGAUACAGUCAGAAAUCGUGCACUACGUCAAGUGUCCGGCGCACAAUGCGUUGCACUUUCCGAACAGCUAUGCAAAGUGCAACGAUCAAGCCAGUCAAUGUAUAAAACAUCAAACCAUUCAGAAUAUGGUAACCACUUGCAUGCAGUGCGUGCAAGAGCAGAAAGAUCGGUCGAGCAGCGUUCAAAAGGUGCACACGAACGUGGAGAACUUCCGGGAGGAGAGUCCUGCGGGAACUGAAACAUCGUCGGAACGCAUGAUCGGUAACAGCGUCAGUUCAUCCGAGAUAAUUCAUCACUGCGUGAACAAGGAGGUUCAGACGAGCCCGUUUAGGCAGAAGGAAGCCAAGAAUCAGAUAAACGCCUCGAAGUUGAAAUUCUGCGAUUGCAAAGCCGGUCACGGUUGUAAAUGCGAGAGCAAAAGAGCAUUGUCCAAGGCAUGCCAAUCGUGUACGACACAGGUGACUAAUUCGAAGCACGAGGAAUGCCAGAAGAAGACAAUGUAUCAUCCUCGAGACAGAGAGGAAGGCAAUUGGAAGGAGUGCAACUGCACGAGCGUAUGCAACUGCGAGAGCGAACAGCAGAAAAAGGGACGGGCACCGAUGAGACAUAGUUCAAAGUAUUAUCAGAGUAGCAACGGAUACAUAUCGAGCUUGAAUCAAAAGAAGUUGUGCGGCUGUUCGAACGAUUGUACCUGCGAGAACAGCCGUGGCGAACCGGAUGUCCAAAAUGCGAAAGCGUUCUGUGGUUGCCAUACGAAUGGAAAGAUGCAGUACAAUGGUGUUCGUCACUAUGCACACUGUGCGGAAACGGAACCGGACGAACCGUGGCCUUAUCGCGUGAACAAUGGGCAAGCAGCCAGCGAAGCUUCACAGUACAAAGUACAAAACAGCUUAAAAUGUGAUUGCGAGAAGGAUUGUUUUUGUAGCAACAGAGGGAAAAACGGGGAGGAUGUGUCGCAUAGGAGGGCGUGCAACAGCGGCAAACCAAAUUACGUGGACGAGGCGAACCAAACCAGCGAUUCCGAUAGAAAUUGUAAAUACUGUCGCCACUGUGGCGCACCGUAUCAGAACCUGAGGAAAUGUAGUUGUAAUCAAACGUAUCCGAAAGCUAUCGCGUACGAAUUGUCGUUCUCGGAGGAGAACGAACGAAGGAACGACAAUUCGGCCGCGUUGCCAAAAGUGCCAUUAUCGAAUCGUACCGUAAACGAGGGUAAAACAGAGGGCUGUGUUUGUAACAUGAUUAAUAAGAAAGCUAGCUCGAGGAAAAACUCGCCGCAAAAGAAUACGUUACAAGAUUAUUUGUCCAAGAAUAAAGCAGAAUUCGUGAAUAAUGCGGAAACGCGUCGGCAGUACAUGUCCGAGAUAUGUCAUUUGCGACAAUUGCGAAAGGAAAAGCGAAUACAGUUAUUGGCGAUGGCUACUACGUCGAACGUUCUGAGACCACCGAAAGUUUCUUCGAAACCGACAAUUUACACGCAGAAGAAGGUGAGCGACGAGCAGAUGAGGGAGAGACUGAGGAAACGGUAUCUCCGUUUGAACGAGGUGCGACAGAAGAAGCGGCAACAGGAGAAGCAAGAAGAGGCGCGACGUAAUAUGCUGAUGGCCAAAAUAUUUUGCAAGAAAUUGCAGCAGAAGGUACUGAGGGGACAAGUAGAUCUGUCUCAAAGCGUCAGCGUUAUAUCCAAUAUGUAA
Messenger RNA from Habropoda laboriosa, 4688 nucleotides. RefSeq lists its product as uncharacterized. The record is from RefSeq and is a predicted model, not a curated record. Bases 15 to 4688 code for a protein of 1557 amino acids. Lineage: Eukaryota; Metazoa; Arthropoda; Insecta; Hymenoptera; Apidae. The transcript is spliced from 3 exons.